Molecule: messenger RNA, 4443 nt
Organism: Xenopus laevis (African clawed frog)
Lineage: Eukaryota; Metazoa; Chordata; Amphibia; Anura; Pipidae
Gene: adamts1.L
Product: ADAM metallopeptidase with thrombospondin type 1 motif 1 L homeolog
Biological process (GO): extracellular matrix organization; proteolysis
Cellular component (GO): extracellular matrix
Molecular function (GO): metallopeptidase activity; metalloendopeptidase activity; zinc ion binding
Source: RefSeq, marked provisional
CUAGAGCGACACAAUCACAUUUAGCGCCGGGGAAACUAAAUCUCCACCCUAAGCAACUUUUAUCUCGGCUGCAAGUGGGACACAACUUCUGCUACAACUUUUUAAAGCCGCUGCAACUUCUCACGUGCCCAACUUAGCGAUAAUGUUCAGGGUCGGGUUCCUGUUGCGCUGGAUGGCGGCGCUGCUCUGCGCCAGGAAUGCUCUGGGCUCCGCGAUGGAGGAAGAGCUGGUGGCUCCUGUCAGGCUGGAGGCUGUUACCGCCCAAGCGGAAUCUGGGGAGGAAAAGAUCCGCUAUCACCUCAAUGUGUUUGGGGAGAGUCUGACUCUGGAGCUGGAGCCGGAUCCCAGUUUUCUUGCAUCGGACUUCAGCCUCCAGUACGUGGGUUUCCCCGCGGAGCGAACAGGAGGAGCCGCUGCCGAACCUCUGGCUGAGCUGCGCAAAUGCUUCUACUCGGGCACAGUCAACGGGGACUCCUCCUCCAGCGCCGCGCUCAGCCUGUGCUCUGGGCUCCGCGGAGCCUUUUUCUACCGCGGGGAAGAGUAUUUGAUCCAACCCAGCAACCACACGCUGACAGUGGCCGACCCCAAGUCCCCCGACCCACUAGUGCUCCAUCUGGUCCGCAGGCGCAGCCGUGCCAAGGCAAAGUGUGGGGUGACUGACCCUGUGGAACAACCUGUGAAAUCAGAGGAUACCCCCACCCAGAGGACCAUGCCACCCACAGGAUCAGGCAGUACGAGGAAGAAGAGGUUCGUGUCCAGCCCCCGUUAUGUGGAGACCAUGCUGGUGGCCGACCAGUCCAUGGCUGAAUUUCACGGGAGCAGCCUGAAACAUUACCUCCUCACCCUCAUGUCUGUGGCUGCCAAGCUCUACAAGCAUCCCAGCAUCCGGAAUUCUAUCAGCCUCGUGGUGGUGAAGAUCCUGGUUAUCUACGAUGAAGAGAAGGGACCCGAUGUGUCUUCUAAUGCCGCCUUGACUCUCAGGAACUUCUGCAGCUGGCAAAAACAACACAACCCCCCCAGCGACCGGCACGCGGAGCAUUACGACACUGCAAUCCUCUUCACCAGACAGGAUUUGUGCGGUGCUCAGACUUGUGAUACCCUUGGGAUGGCUGACGUUGGAACAAUCUGUGACCCAACUCGGAGCUGCUCUAUCAUCGAGGAUGACGGCUUGCAGGCAGCAUUUACGACGUCCCAUGAAUUAGGGCAUGUCUUUAAUAUGCCGCACGAUGAAGCAAAGCAGUGUUCCGGUCUCAACGGGGCCAACCAAGACUCUCACAUGAUGGCCUCCAUGCUCUCCAACCUGGAUAGAUAUGAACCGUGGUCUCCCUGCAGCGCUUACAUGAUAACAUCUUUCUUGGACAACGGCCACGGAGAGUGUUUGCUGGAUAAACCCCACAGACCCAUCCAGCUCCCCUCAGAUCUCCCUGGAACGUUAUACGAUGCCAACAAACAGUGCCAAUUUACAUUUGGAGACGAGUCCAGACAUUGUCCAGAUGCAGCCAGCACGUGUACGACCCUGUGGUGCACCGGAGUCUCAGGAGGCCUGCUUGUGUGCCAAACCAAACAUUUUCCUUGGGCAGAUGGAACCAGUUGCGGAGAAGGAAAGUGGUGCAUUAAUGGAAAGUGCAUGGAUCAGACCGACAAGAAGCAUUACGAGACUCCUGUUCAUGGAGGCUGGGGCACUUGGGGCCAAUGGGGAGAAUGCUCAAGAACAUGUGAUGGUGGAGUUCAAUACUCGAUACGAGAGUGUGAUAACCCAGUCCCAAAGAAUGGUGGGAAAUACUGCGAAGGCAAGAGGGUGCAGUAUCAGUCAUGCAACAUCCAGGACUGCCCUGAAAAUAAUGGAAAAACCUACAGAGAAGAGCAGUGUGAAGCACACAAUGAUUUGUCGAAGUCACCCUUUGGCAGCGGACCUGCAGUCGAAUGGACCCCAAAAUAUGCAGGGGUGUCGCCUAAAGAUCGAUGCAAACUCAUGUGCCGCGCCAAAGGCACUGGAUAUUUCUUUGUUCUCAAUCCUAAGGUGGUUGAUGGAACCCCAUGCAGCCCAGAUUCGACCUCAAUGUGUAUCCAAGGGCAAUGCGUAAAGGCAGGCUGCGAUCGGGUCAUUGGUUCCAGCAAGAAAUUUGACAAAUGUGGGGUCUGUGGUGGAAAUGGAUCAACUUGCAAGAAGGUUUCGGGCAACUUCGUUAUCUCACGACCUGGUUACCAAGAUGUUGUUACGAUUCCCACGGGUGCCACCAACAUUGAAGUAAAACAGAGGAAUAACCGGGGAUCAAGGCAUGACGGUAGUUUCCUGGCUAUCAAAGCAGCUGACGGCACUUAUAUUCUCAAUGGUGAUUAUACUUUGUCAACUCUGGAACAGGACAUCACUCACAAUGGCAAUGUCCUUCGAUACAGUGGAUCUUCUGCUUCGUUAGAAAGAAUUCGUAGCUUUAGCCCACUCAAGGAACCCAUAACCAUACAGGUCCUCACCGUGGGAGACUCACAUCGGCUGAAAAUCAAAUAUGUUUACUUCGUCAAGAAAACGGGACAGCCGGAAAAGCCUAAUAAAAAGAAAGAGUCCUUCAAUGCAAUCAGGGAGACUAUACUUUCCGAAUGGGUCAUCGAAGAAUGGGGAGAGUGUUCCAAAACGUGCGGAUUAGGAUGGCAGAGAAGAAAAGUAGAAUGCAAAGAUAUCAAUGGACAACCGUCAAUGGACUGCGCCAAUGAACUCAAACCAGAUGACAUCCGACCAUGUGCCGACACGCCUUGUCCCCAGUGGCAAUUGGGAGACUGGUCUUCCUGUUCUAAAACAUGCGGGAAAGGUUUCAAAAAGAGACUUUUAAAGUGUGUUUCUUACGACGGCGUUAAUAUGCCCCAGGAGAACUGUGACUCUCUAAAAAAACCUAAACAUUUGAUAGACUUUUGUACCCUUGCCAACUGCAGUUAGACAGCGUUCCCUCCAACCCAGAAAACUGAUUGGUUCUUUUAGAAAAAGCCAAGCGCUGUAGGCAUGGUGCGUGGCGGAUGUUGCAUGUGUUGGCUGAGGAGUUGUGUGAAGUAAGCAACACUAACGUCUGCUGGUGACUAAAGCACAGAUUUGGUUCUAGAACAAAGGCAAAGUAACAUCACUGCCUCCUUCAUGGACCAUUAGAAGCUCCUUAUAUAGAAGACUGUUACUCGUUAAGGAAGCUAAAAAGACAGACACACAAAGGUCAGGCUAGGUAUUAACACACCUCUGGCAUUUCCUACCAAUGUAACAUGCAGUAUUGUUUUUUAAUAUGAGGAACAGACAUAUGUUGUUAUGUUUAACUUGUUUUUGGUCAGAGUCAACCUACCUCAGUUAGGAAGGUCAAAAACAGAAGUGAAAAAAAAAGGAGCUUCAGCAUAGAUAUUUAUGGCUGCUAUUGUAUUACAAUAUAUUUUUAUAGAGAAAUAAAGCCAUAUUCUCAUUUAUACAAUUUAGGCAAGACAGGUUGGGCCAGGUGUUCUUCUUUAUAAGAUGACCCAUCUUGGAGAGGUUGGAAAUGGUCUUAAUAUGUUUUCUAAUGGGGUGUAUAACAUAGGUAGGUCAUCGUUAGGUCAACCCAUAUCAUUAUGAUCUUCCUAACUGUGAUUAGAUGGAAUUAUAUGUUAGUUAUGAUCCUUUGGCUUCUCUUGAAGCUUUGUCCUCAAUCAUAUACAGUAUAUGGCAACGCUAUGGUAUCACUUAGUACUUUAAGACCAGCGUCAAUGUUGUCAAGACAGCUCAUCAUUGGCCGAGUUCUGUAGAAAUUACCUGGACUCUUCUAGGGGUAAGGAGAAGGUCCUUGCAUGAGGUCCUUCAAAGUACAGUGUAAUAAAUGUGGUUGAGCAAGUGCAAAAAGUUUAGAAGGGACAUCCCUUCCUUCUAGCACAACUAACUGCUAUCUUCUAUAGCCACCUCCCAUCCAGUCAAUGAUGGACUGUGUGUUGAUCUUUCCAACCUUCAUUUUUUGUGAUACACGUUCUAAGGGGGAGGGGGCCUAGGACAUGACAUAAAGUGCAAACCUUCAUUAGGCCAGUAUUGAAGAAGAGACACGUGUUUGAGCGUAAUGAUAUAUGUGUUCUAUAUUCCGAAUAUUGCUUGUAUGAUAUGGAAUGCAAUAUGGAUAUCACAAUAGGUAGACAGUCCUGGGGGAUAGCAGGUCCAUCCACCACUGUUACUCAACAUGUGCCGCGUGUCUAUGCCAGGUUGUAGACUGUUCGAGAAUAUGACUUUGCUCUGUAUAUAGGAAAUAUACUUUAUAAGUAUUCUUCUGUAUACCUUCUGUGAAGGCAUUCUUGAUAACAUAUAGUAAACCUUAUUUAUUUUUGUACAUUUGAUUGUAUUUUAAGUUAUCGCUAUUUUUUUUUUUUUCAAAAGGACAUAUAACGAAAAAUUAAAAGAGUAUUUAAGCAUUAUGUUACCGAAAAAUAAUAAAAGAACACAAUGAAAAUUCAAAA